UAUUCGACCACCCAGCUGCAGCUUCGCCUGCUCUUUCCUGCGCUCUAUGCCGUACAGCAACAACAUAGCUCUCCCGCUCUCACUGCUGGGGUGCGGCGCUGGCUUGAGCUCCCUCGCACGCCUGCCGACGCGGCACAGUUAUCGUCUAGCUACUGCACGCUUGCCAACGCGGCAGAUUUCUCGACCAGGGCCACCAUCAAUGAAGGCUGAAAUGUCCGCAACCGACGCGCGCACGUUCUGUAGCACCUCGCCGCACGCUGUGAUUGUCACGGUCUGGCCGACGGCCCACGCCCAAGCAGGCUCCGCCCGCGCGUGGAUAGAGCAGUGCGGUGGAAAAAUCCUCCACGACGCCGAGGUCGCCAUCGGCAAGCAAGGCGCCGUCGCCACGUGCCUCGCCCUCUAUUCCGGCGAGGACUGGCUCGAGACCAACUGCUGGUACGGCGAGAGUCCCCUACCGACGGGACCGCCCGGCGGGCCCCACGCCGGCGCGCGCUGGAAGGCGGCGCUGACCUGGACGCAGGACGCGCCGCUGACCGUGUUCGUCGUGGACGCGUCCGAAACGGGCGGCGCGCUGUGGUCUAGCAAAUAUAGGGUGCGCGAGCAAUUAAGGAGAGAGGUCGGCGGACUGGGGAACUGCUGCGUGCACCUCACAGACAAUCAGGCGGCGGCGCUCGACGGUCGCGGCGCGCGCGGCGGCGGCUACGCGUGCGAUAGUUCCUACGCGUACCACUGCGCGCGCGUGCUCCUCGAAGCGUCGUCGGUGCGAUUUUUGGCAGAAGCGGACGCGGACGCGCCCGCGUUCGAGGAGCGCUUCGCGGCGUACGAGAGCUGGCUCGCGCGGGAAGACGCGCCGGUUGGCGGGGCGCCUGCAUUUGUUGUUUAGCUUGUGUGAUUCUAUCAUGUUACGGUG
Messenger RNA from Pelagomonas calceolata, 910 nucleotides. The record is from the annotation of a GenBank genome assembly. NCBI's taxonomy places the organism in Eukaryota, Pelagophyceae, Pelagomonadales, Pelagomonadaceae.